ACUCUCUCACUCCACACACUCUCACAACAUAGCCCAUCGCCUGCAUAUAUACCCCACCAGCAAACGUCAAACGAAACCAGUCCAUUUCUUGUCGUCGUAUUUCUCUCACGUGCGCGUUCCUUCUUCAGCACCACCUUGGACCAUGGUCACUAAAGGAAUCUCUCGUCAUCAUUCGUCCACUACCACAACUAAUACAACCACACCCACAACAAUCACACAACCAACGACGACAAACCAACAAAUUACAAAAGAAGGAGAUGAAGAUUCCUCAUCGUGUUCAGCCAGCAGCGGUGGAGGUGAUAAAAAGAAAAAGAGAGGAACACUGCCCAAAGAAAGCGUCGCCGUGCUGACGCAGUGGUUAUACGACCACCGCUACAAUGCUUACCCAUCCGAGAGCGAGAAACUGGAGCUGAGUCGUCGCUGUGGCCUUUCGCUCCUCCAAGUCUGCAAUUGGUUCAUCAAUUCCAGGAGGAGGAUAUUACCGGAAAUGAUCUUAUCGGAAGGGCAGAACCCACAAAACUACACAAUUUCCCGUCGUCACACCUCUACCACAACUACUUCAUCCCCCUCAUCGUCAACAACCCGUCGCAGCUACCACUCCACAACCACCACAUCACAACAAGAAGAUUCCUACUCUUCCGACUCCUCCACAUCCUCCUCGCUAUCUCCCUCCCCACCAUCCCCACCCCCACCGCCACUCUCCCCCUCGACAAAACGUAACCGCCGCUCGCCCCCCUCUUCCCGCGUCUCCCUAAAUCUUUCCUACAUUGACACGUCUCCGUUCAGCCUUUUAGUUGAGGCCGCAGUUCAAAUGAGACGAGAGUUGGUCGAAUAAAUAUCUUUUGCUCAUCAGUGUUUAUUUUUAGUUAUGAAUAAAAAAUGACAGUAUCGGAAAUAGUAAA
Molecule: messenger RNA, 902 nt
Organism: Folsomia candida
Lineage: Eukaryota; Metazoa; Arthropoda; Collembola; Entomobryomorpha; Isotomidae
Product: homeobox protein AKR
Exons: 4
Coding region: 143-835 (230 amino acids)
Biological process (GO): regulation of transcription by RNA polymerase II
Molecular function (GO): DNA-binding transcription factor activity, RNA polymerase II-specific; RNA polymerase II cis-regulatory region sequence-specific DNA binding
Source: RefSeq, a predicted model, not a curated record